AUGGUUCAUCACAUUAAAGAUAAGGAUGACUUGGAAGCUAAAUUCACCGAAGCUGGAGGCAACUUGGUAGUUCUCGAUUUCUCGGCUGCCUGGUGCGGUCCUUGUAAAAUGAUUAGCCCCAAAUUGGACGAAUUGGCUACCGAAUACCCCAACGUCAUUAUCGUUAAAAUCGACGUUGAUGAAUGCGAAGAUCUCGCUAUGGAAUACAACAUCAAGUCUAUGCCCACAUUCAUUUUCCUGAAGAACCGCCAAGAAAUCGCGAAUUUCAGCGGAGCUAACUACGAAAGACUAAAACAAACCAUUGAAGAUAACAAGUAAUGCAAAACCCAGAGGAUUCUGCCUAAAUAUUUUUUUAAUAAAUUAUUCAAAAUAAAUAUGUAUUAAUGAUAUUGUAGCUCCGUUAAAACUAUAUUCGUAUUGCAUAGAAAUUUUAUUUUGUACUUGUUCUCGUUAAUGUCAAUUUUUUGAAAUAUUUUUGAAAAGUAGUGCCUGACGCUGUUAUACACUUCAUUUAUCUAUAAAUAUAUAUAUUUAAGAUUUACACAGUUGUCUUUUAAGUAUGUUAAUAUAUGUGACAUGUUGCACAUGAAGGUAAUAAAAGCUGUUGCUACAU
Diabrotica balteata is the source of this 613-nucleotide messenger RNA. The record is from the annotation of a GenBank genome assembly. NCBI's taxonomy places the organism in Eukaryota, Metazoa, Arthropoda, Insecta, Coleoptera, Chrysomelidae.